Colletotrichum gloeosporioides is the source of this 1026-nucleotide messenger RNA. RefSeq lists its product as uncharacterized. The transcript has 2 exons. The record is from RefSeq and is a predicted model, not a curated record. Bases 1 to 1026 code for a protein of 341 amino acids. NCBI's taxonomy places the organism in Eukaryota, Fungi, Ascomycota, Sordariomycetes, Glomerellales, Glomerellaceae.
AUGUACAUCAAGACCUUGAAGCACAUGCGGGAACAGCUUGCACGCAAGGCGAAGCUUAAGGAAAUCUACGCACCCUUCGCCAACCUUCAAAAGGGAUCCGAGGAGUACAAGAGACUUGCGAACUCGGGCAGGCCCAGCGACAGCCGCCGGCUGGGAAACGUAGACCUGCAGCAGAAGUUUAACGGUUUACUGGCGAGGAUCGAUGACUUGAGAGGCAGGCUGCCGGUCCUGGAGCUCGCGAGGAAGCUGGUCCCGCGCUAUGCGCAGCAGUCCGUCAUGAUCGAGCACAACCCGUUACAAGUCGUCGAUGCGGUCCGCAUCUUUGAACAGUUGAAGUUCAAGCAGCGGUUCGGGCCUGUGGGGAUGCUCUCGAUGCCAUCAACUAAACUCCCCGAGCUCGCGGAGCCGGACGAGUGUUCCGCGACGGUCGAGCUGCGGAACCACAUCAUCGCCUCGCAAUGGAUCGCGGACAACGCGACCGCGAAGCUUCACACGCCGGGCAUCACCGAGAGCGAGAUGCGGGACCUCGCGGCGCUGUCGAUCAAGGGCACCGCCUCCGAGGCCACGGCAUAUGGGAUGGCAUGGGGCGGGCCGGUGCCGCUUGGGGGAUACCGGACGCUGCCGGUCGCGGUGCGGAGCAGCCCGCUCACCGUGUUCCCGUACCCGCAGGAGGUGCCGGCGUGCGCCCGGCGGUUCUUUGCGUGGCGGGACGCACAGCAUGCGGCAAGACUGCUUCACCCGCUUAUAUUGGCGUGCCAGAUGACGGCGUACUUUGUGGAUGUCCACCCGCUCCCCGACGGGAAUGGGCGUGUCAGUCGCAUGGUCAUGCAGGAUUACAUGGCGCGGCAGGGCUACCUGCCCGCGAUCCUCCGGCCCGAGGGCGAGCUGGAGAGGGAGGAGUAUAUCCGGAUGAUACGCGGCGCCUGCGAGGGGAGGCCGCGGGAGUUUGUGGCGGCGGUGCUUGAGGCUCAACUUGCGCUCAUCGAGGGUCAUCUGAAGAGGAAGAGCGGUGACGGCGACGCUUGA